GAGCACUUGACAAAUAUGCUUAAGGUUCAAGUCCCAGUUACGUUAAAAAACAAACAAACAAAAAGUUGCUGCUGAGGCUAGAGCUUAGUUGGCAGAGAAUUUGUCUAGCAUGCAUAAACCCCUGAGUCUGAUUCUCAGCAACCCUCGAGCUGGCCAGCCCUGUCCUAGAACCUGAGAACGGCUGCUCAGGCCAACAGCGAGGCCUUGUGCAGGUCACCAGAACCCAGCGAGAGGUCCCUGAUUCCAAGCUUGGCCUCAGCUCGCAUGAGGGCUGAUCUGCUUCUGGUUUGCCCCUGCUUCGGAAGUGUUGUCUUAUCGAGGCGACAGUGAAAAAUGUGGGGUGCUCACUGAGGUCCCCUUCCUUGUCCUACCCUGAGCCAGCCCCUCACACAGCAGGAAAGGUCCCAGAGGGAAGCUCAAGGCCUCUCUGGGUCUCCCUUGCCUCUGCGAUCUUGGGAUUGCAGCCUCCUGAAUCCUGGCAACCCUUGAUGAUUCUUCAAGGCCUUGGUGUCUCUCCCCACCCCAGCUUUCCUAGCUAUUGUUGGCAGCUUAAUGUGACACUCACAGUCUGUCACAGCUGGAAAAGAAAGCCCUCCUCAGCCGCCACCCCCUAUUGUUGUGCUCCCAUCAGAAUUACAGAGUCAAAUGAGCUCUCAGAACAGUUUGGUUCCCAGCACGUGGUAAAAAGCUCAAUAAGUGUGAGUUAUUGUUCUUCUCCCAAUAGACUUCCAGGGAACGACUGAGCCCAGUUUUUACAGUCAGCUUCUCCUAACUCUCCCAUACAUUUUCUGGAUUAGGAUGUCUACUGUUGCUCCACAUCUACCACAGGAGGCUGUAAUCGAACUCUGGGGACCCCUGGAUGGUUUCCUGUCUUUGGCCUGUACAUGCAAAGCCUUAACCUAGGGGCUCAGGCUUGGAUAGUUCUCAGUUCAGGAAAGAACCCAAGGGCGUGGCUUUCUCAGAGACACCUUCUCCCCACUUUCCUUUGGCAGCAUCCAGACUCAACUCCAACUAUGUAAUUAUAGGAACUUCAGGUGUUCUCAUGCCUGUCCUCUGGAGCACAGUACAUGUGUGUGCACACGCACAAACACAUAUGCACACACACACUCACCUACAAGCACACCAGCAACCACACUAGUGUCUAGAAGGCACACUCAGCUCAUGUAAGACCAGGAUCACUCGGUGGUCAUGAGAACUGCUCUGGCGUGGUCGCCUACCCUGGAGAACAAGAACACAGAAAGGCAGGCUAAAGGCUCAGCCAGGUCAAUGGCACAGAAAGCUUGGUGAUCCGCUAUCUUUUCUUCCACCAAGGACCCAGAGUGAGGUUCUUGGGAUGAGGCCCUGAACUCUGUUAGUGACCUUGUAGUUGGGGGUAGGAGUGAGGUGAGCGGGCAGACAUGAGCUGUAUAAAGUCAUGACUCCUGGCUGCAACCACCCACCAGUGACUUUUCCAAAGCAGAAGUCUAGGGAGGAGUGUGGGCAGGGAGAGGCUCUAAUAUUGCGCUCAACCUCAGACCCAGACGGAACUCUUAGCCCUGGCUGGAUUUUAGGUAAUGUGGCUCAGAAUAAACCUAAGCUCUCAAUAUUUUUUUUCUGAUUUAGAAUUGUAAAUAGUAAAUUUACAUUCAUUGUAGAUGGAUAAUAGAUCAGAUAGAUAGAUAGAUAGAUAGAUAGAUAGAUAGAUAGAUAGAUAGAGGAAAAAAGAGGACAUGAAGAAGAAAAUGUAAAUCGUCUGUGCUCCCACCCCAGGCAGGUGCUAAUUACUGUUGAUACCUGGCAGAGUGCAGAUGGCUUCGUGCACCAAUUGCUUUUCUUCCUCUCAAUGGACCAGGCAAGGAAUGUUUUUCUCAAGUCAUUCUUUAUGGACCUGUUCAAAGGCCUUUCACCAAUGGGUUGUAUGCCAUCAUUUAUUGAACUUGUUUCUAGUUCUUGGACAUUCAAGUGACUUCUUGUUCUUUUGCUGUGUAAAAAUCACAUGUCUUUGUGCAUGAGGGGGACAAGCCUUGCUUGGGGGACUGGAAGAGCCCCUCAGAGCACAAGGAGGCAGGGACUCCAAGAAGGCUGUAGGUGGCUUGGACUACAGAGGCUCGACUGGGUGUCUGAGCUAGAGAGCCUGACGGGAGUGGAGAGUGAGCCAGGGCCUCUUGCUUCGGCCUGCUUUGGGCUUGAGAACAGCCUUAUGGUCUCCGGGCAUCUCUCCAUCCCUUCUGGGGGGAGGAGAGGGCGUGAAAAGGAAGGAUGGAGACUUGCCAAGGCUUAUAGAGGUUAGGACAGGAUUGGGUUUGAUGCAUGUAGCGGUUCUAAAGGCCCUGGGGCUGCCCACUCUUCCCCAAGACCCCUGCACACCUCAACCACGAGAAGAAAGGCAGAGCUCUGCUUUGGCUAAGACCCUGGAGGCUUUAGACCCAGGGGCUAUCCAUUCAGACUAUCUAGAGAAGAGACUGAGGGUCCUCUGGGAGCUAUGUCCUUGGUUGUUGGAGGCAGAGAUAGAGAUAAGACGGACUGGGGUGGUACAGGUGGAGCUGGGAAGAUAGAGGCAACUUCGUGACUCUCCUGUAUCUCUGCCCAAGGCAGAUAUUUUGCUUUUCUCUCACCUCGCUCAACUUGCCCACUGGGCAAUGGCAGACUGGCAAAAUCAGGAUGGUGUACCUCACUAGGUUCCAAAUGUGCGCGCCUAUCUCCUACUUUAGCAGGAGCCCCUCCUGUGGGGCUCCAUGGAGCUAUAGAAUCAUAAAAUGUUGGCACUACAAUUGCCCUCUUCUGUGGGCACUUCCCCCAACCCUUCAUGGGUUACCUCAGGAAAACCUGAAAGGCCAGAAAAGGCUGACAGACCAGGAAUGGGGUCUCCAAGCAUAGACCUUGGGCACUCUGGUUCCCUGCCAUCAGCAAGAAGCCUUGUCCCCAUCACCGUAAUAUGAGGGUUCCUUGCUUUUUGGAAUCCCAGGGAGGAAAAAUGAGGCCCUGCAUUUGUGAUCUGAACCUACAUCCCAACCCAAGCUUCGUGCUCCAUCGCCACACUGGGUGACAGUCACAUGGAACUCACAGCAAAGCGUUGUCCAAGCAGGGCCCCUAGGCACAUGGCGGCCCCGCACCCCAGCACACCUGUACCUGCUCUGCAUCCGGAGCUGGCCUGUUGGGUCACAUGCCCUGUCUGCUGUGCUUUGGUACUCUUCAUUAGACAUUCCUCUAGCUCCAGGUUCAGUGCAGAACUCUCAGGUACUCAGCACCACAGCAGCCUCUUCUCAUCCCGUUCCCCUCAUCAGAAUGCCAGCUGGGAAGUCAGAAAGGCCCCAGUGGGUGAAGACAAGUCCUGAAGCCCAGAAAUAAAGAUCGCAGCCUCUGGGGCUGGACAGAUGGCUCAGUGGGCUCCGUGAAGACUGCGUGGUGGCCGGAGACUCCCCUCCCUGGCGACGUCCUGCCUGCGGAACCAUGGAGAGCCUGAGUGAACUACAGAACCCACUGCUGCCUAGAAGCCCCACCCACCUCCACAGACCCUACCCCUACCCGGAGGCCCCGCCCGGCUGGUCCUGCCAGGAGCAGCUUUAUUCCUUUCUCCUAGGAGGUGCUGGUCCCGCCCGUGCCCACCAGCUCCUAGACCCAGGGUCCCUGCAACUGGCCGUGGAGGCCUGGUAUCGGCCUAGCUGCCUCCUGGGGAGGGACAAGGUCAAAGAGCCCAAAGCAGGCAGCUGUGAGACCAGCUUCACCGAAGCCAGGGAACCUUUAGCGGGACCUGCAGAGGAGGGCUCAGAACCUGGUCAAGCUGCGGAGGACGUAACCAUCCACACUGUGUCCUACGGGGUUCAAGAGGAGUUGCAGGGCCAGGAGGACAGUCAGGAGGAGGAGAGCGAUGGGACCUCCAGCGAGAGUGAGUGUGAAGACGCCUUCCUCACCCUGCCUCCCAGGGACCACUUGGGACUCACUCUCUUCUCCAUGCUCUGCUGCUUCUGGCCUCUGGGCAUUGCUGCUUUCUAUUUCUCCCAGGGGACCAGCAAGGCCAUCUCCAAAGGGGACUUCCGCCUGGCCAGCACCACCUCUCGCCGAGCUCUCUUCCUGGCCACACUCUCCAUCGCUGUGGGGGCCGGUCUCUAUGUGGCUGUGGUGGUAGCUCUGGCUGCUUACAUGUCCCAGAAUGGCCAUGGCUAGUGGUCAGUAGGACUAUCAUCCCAGCUCUCCUGGCCUACCGGUGAAAAGCUCAGAACUGUGUAUUCUAUGGAGCACCUUGGCCCUGAAGAGAACCUGCGACAAUAGCUUGCUGAGGAGAGACCUCCCGUUCUGCAGCCCACACAGGGGCCAUCUUGCCCUCUUGCCCACUGUUUUCCAGUCCCAGAGCAGGCUGGGUGUGGAUAGGAAGCAGGUGCAGCAGGGUUGUCCAAGAGGCCUAGCCUGGUGUACUCUGCCCACUCCCUACAGGACCUCUGCCCCAUAGGCAACUCAGUCUCUACUUGCCAUCUUCCCCACAGAGAAUGAGCAGGAGCAUCCAGGAAGGAGAAAGAAUUCCCAAGGGAUCAAGAACCUGGCUAGACUUUUCAGUUAAGAGGGUCCUCAUCUGUGCACAUUGUGAGCAGCUGCCCCACCCCCCAUCCCCUCAAGGCCUGAGACCCUCCAACCAGGAAAGAAAACCAUGGGCCCCAGCCAUCUCUUGCUCUUUCUGACUCUGGAUACUGCAUGUCUCCCUGUUACUGUGGAAGACGCUCUGCGGUGUCUCCCAGAUAGAGAUGGAGCCAGAGAGCUCUGUAAUGAGGGCAGGUUGCUAAGGCUUUUCUAUACCAGGAAAAAAAAAAAAAAAAAAAAAAAAAAAGGCAGAUACAGUGACAGAGAGGAUAGAGGCCUGGGAUACUGCAGGAUCACAUGACCUCCCGUUCUUCACCCACCAUACUUUCUGGGCUCUGCUGGAAGGGCCCUGAGAUGGUACCCGACCUGUGGAGACUGAGAGGGUACUGUUACUCCCUAGCUACAGCGCGCAGGGUCCUGGAUCCAGCCUCAUCCAGAAAAGGAUGAGAAGGGACUGGGAUACAGACAGAGGAGGAACAUAGACAGAUGCCUAAGGAAUUGGCUUCUCCAUAACUCUCCAUGCUGGUGGGCAGGGUGUGCCAGAGCCUCCCAUGGAGGUUCCCAGGAUGCUUGGAUCCUGCCUGGAGUAUCCAGUCUGGAGUUAAUUUUGCAGCCAUUCCUAAACCCUCCAGCAACCUGAGCAGAAAGGCCAAGCCUUUCUCUCCACCUGAGAUAUUUCCCCAUCUCUGAAUGAUGGGGCAGUGGCGGUAAUGGGGCCUGGGCACCUUCACUGAUAACCGCCACUCACGACUGCUUUCAACCCCCUCCACCACCACCACCACCCCCCCCCCCCGGGCACUAAGAGAUGUCAGAGAGCAAAGGGCGUGUACAGUGGGAAGGCAGGCCUGCUGGGACUUAAGCUAUGGACCAUCGUGCAUGAUUUGGGGGACCUGGCCAUUUCCUUGCCCUGUCUAGCCCCACACCCUCCCCACCUUCCUCACUUCAGGGGUUGCCCACUCCCCACACCCGCAGUUUUAAUGUCCCUCUACUUUCUUUAUUUAUCCUGGUAAUAAACUUUUAUGUAACACCUGG
Molecule: messenger RNA, 5583 nt
Organism: Mus musculus (house mouse)
Lineage: Eukaryota; Metazoa; Chordata; Mammalia; Rodentia; Muridae
Gene: Syndig1l
Product: synapse differentiation inducing 1 like
Exons: 5
Coding region: 3430-4143 (237 amino acids)
Cellular component (GO): membrane; Golgi apparatus
Source: RefSeq, a predicted model, not a curated record